Molecule: messenger RNA, 948 nt
Organism: Vitrella brassicaformis
Lineage: Eukaryota; Vitrellaceae
Source: the annotation of a GenBank genome assembly
AUCACACGAGGCAGCAUUGGAACAGCCGGAGUCUCUUCAACAUCGAUAAAAAGGCCAUCAGAGCUGAUCCGGAAGCUCCCCUGCUUGCCGUUCCAAGGCCUGAUGUGGGAGAUCCUGAGCAUCCAGCCUCAGGUCCAGCGCACGAGCCGGUGCCAGCUGCGCUGGAGGUGCCGCUCAACCCCCCCGCCGAGUUGUUCGGCCUCGAGUGCGCGGUGCGAUUCGUGGAGCAGGGCUGCAAGAAGAAAGCAGACGACGGGAGAGGAAGAGCAACACAAGAGGAAAUCGGUCAGCACAUGCGCAUGCAGACACAUACACGCAAGCACGCGACAUGCACUGACCUGCCCCACUGCACCAACUCCUUUCCUUGAAAUGUGUGCAGGCAGAGAAGGCUAUGUCAUUUAUCACGCCGCGCCGCCCGCUGACGCGUCCCAGCCCGCGACUAUACGGCAUGAGCAGCCACCGGCAACCACAGCGAAGAAAACGGGGAGACCAACAAACGACUUCAACUCGAUGCUUCAAGGCGUUGGCCAUCGCCAACCCCACGCUGCCGCCAACGAGCGAGGGAGCAAAAGACGGCAAGGCACUGCGCAACACAACCCAGGAAGCACAGCAAAUAGGGCACGUGGCUAAAGGCAAGCAACUUUUCCGUCGUCCCAGUGUCGGCGAGGAGCUAUGGAUGGUGGGAGGACGAGGCGGUGAUGUAGAGUUUAUCCGCGACGGCAGCGGACACACAGUGGGCUCGACCUGGCGUGCUGCUGCAGAAUUGCAACGGACACAUGAUGUGGAGCAGGGCGUGGCGAGCGAAAAGCGGGAUGGGCAGGAAAGGGCACGUUUUGUUGAGGGCCCUCCCACCUUCGAUGAUUGCAGUGCGCGUGUGGGAGGGUGGGUGAGCGAUGUGGGUAGGUAGCGAAUGUCUUGUAGUUCCUGUCAAUAGUUUAGAUGUGAAUG